GGGAGAGGGAUGGAGAAUGGAGUCGUAGAGGGGAAGGGUAGAGAGAGAAUUUGAGGGAGAGAGAAAGGUGUCGUGGUCGUGGAAAUCCUUCAGCUCUACCACCGCUUCGCCGUCUGCGCGCCCCACAGCCAUGACGGAGGAGCAGAGCAUCCCUAAGCCGCCCGAAGAGUCCUCUUCAUCCUCUAACGCCAGCAGGCAGAGGAGAAAGAGAAAAUGGGAUCAACCUGCUGAGUCAAUAAUUUCAGCUGGAUUACAUAUGCCAAGUGUUUUUCCACCCAGUAGCAUCGCUGUUGCUGCUGGACCCACCAUUCCAGUUGUUGCUUCACCUUCCAUUGCUCUUCCAACGGUUUUGCUUCCUACAAAUUCCACAUCUAUACCACAAGUUUAUCAAGCACCUCUUGCAUAUCAGAAUGCUGCUUCAGUAGUGCACAAGCUGAACCAAGAGGCAACAGCAAAAGUAGUGAGUUUGCAGCCAAAAAUUCAAGAUGAACUGAUUGCUCGAGAAAUUGUGAUAAAUGAUGCUGAAUCUACCAUACGAUAUAAACUCACAAAGCGGCAGACUCAAGAAGAGAUCCAGAAAUGCACUGGUGCUGUGGUUAUAACUAGGGGAAAAUAUCGUCCUCCAAAUGCAGUACAGGAUAAUGAAAAGCCAUUGUAUCUUCACAUUUCUGCUGGUGCUCAUCUACACGACACAGCAGAAAGAAUUAAAGCCGUUGACUCUGCGGCUGCAAUGGUUGAAGAGAUCAUGAGACAAGGUCAACAUGGACAUCCUGCAUUGGCUCCCUUCCUCCCAAUAGCAAGUACCACAAGCCAGGCAACCCAACCUCUAUCUGCUUCCUUGUUCCUGGGAUUUGAAGCGGAUCCAUCAUUAAACAUUGCUGCACGGAUCCGUGGCCCAAAUGACCAAUAUAUAAAUCACAUUAUGAAUGAAACAGGAGCAUCUGUUGUACUGAAAGGAUGUGGUUCUGGCAAUGCUGAUGAUGUCAAAGGUGAAGAAUUACAGCCUUUACAUUUAUAUCUAUCAAGUAAUAAUUUGAAGAGCCUUGAAGCUGCUAAACUUUUAGCGGAACACCUUUUGGACACAAUCAGCAUGGAAUGUGGUGCUACAAGGGUAUCUACAAGUAAGGCUUACAAUGCAGUUCCACCCCCUCAACAGUUGCUGGUUGGCGUUCAAACCUCCAGUGCAAAUGAAGAAAAUAAAACUUCUGACAGGAUUGUUUCUGCCUCAGCAUGUUCUGCUACCACCUCUACUGCAUUAUCAUCAUCUUCUGUGGUUGCUAUUUCUCCUGCUAUGGCCGUGGUCUCUACAGUUCAUUCCCAGGUGAUAGGUCCACCUGGGGUUGUCAAUAUUGGACAACCACAUCUGAAUACUGCUAAUUGUUGUCCACCUUCAUUCACUGGAACAAACUACAAUGGAUAUGGAGGAAUUUAUCCGCAGGCUACACCAUUGCAGCAAGUUGCACUUGCAUUGAUACAGCCACCCAAUCAAGCGCCUCCAGUGCAAGGUCCUUCAUCAGAUGCCGGCACGAAAAGCUCAGAACCUGAAAAACCUCAAUCUGAUAAGCGGUCUCACAGGAGGAAGUUUCAGGAGCUACCUACUGAAAGUAAGAGAUCUGCAGGAUGUCAUAAGAAUGUCCAUUUGCUGAUUUUUGCUGCUAAUAUUCCAGGUAUUUUCUCUCUGACCUUCUAUGACGCUGACAGGCUGGUCCGAGAUUCUAUAUUCCACAUUCGUUUGCAUGUUUCACAGGAAUGCAUUUUGCGGAGGUGCCAUGCGCUACAGGGUGGCCAUUGUAGUUUUUUCCAGGAUACUGUUUAUGGAAUUUGGUCAUGCCAUUCAAGUCAGUUGAGCUAAGAUUUGACCUUUAGCUGGUCUUAGGUCUUAAGGAAAAAUUUCUAAAAAAUGAUCCUAUAUUUUUUGGUUUACAGUUUCAAAAGUUGACCUAUGAAAGUAUGUCGUUGCAGGAAAAAAAGGAAAUUUUUUUUCUUCCUUAGGGAGGAGUGAUGGGUGCAUGCAGUGUGGAAACUGUUAAGUGUUUUUGUUCAUUUGUGCAGUCCUAGUGAAUUUUUAGGUUCGUAGCUUUUCUAUUCAAGGGGAAUCAAUGCCUGGAAGCUUCAUUUGCAUGCAUGUGUUUGUCUGACUCAUCGUGUCAGGUUCAUGUGCAGUUUUAACUUUUAACAUCUUGAUAAUCUUUGAGCUCACUUAAUAGAUUUAGAUGACCAGUUUAGUUUUUUUCCUUUUCCUUUGUGGUAUAAGGCAGAUAUGAAUCUUUCUUCUUCUUUUUCCUUUUUUUUCCCCAUCACUUACAACAGGAAACAGAAUUUCUUAAGCCAGGUAAUUCCUCAGAGUAUCAAAGCUCAAGAAGUCUUCUGAGUAUGCCACCACCAAGGAAGUUGCUCCCUCCAUUUGCUAAUGGAAUGCCACCACCCCCUCCAAAAUUUCUGCCACCACCCCC
Nymphaea colorata (pocket water lily) is the source of this 2453-nucleotide messenger RNA. RefSeq names its product protein RIK. Gene Ontology annotation, molecular function: RNA binding. Gene Ontology annotation, cellular component: nucleus. The transcript is spliced from 11 exons. NCBI's taxonomy places the organism in Eukaryota, Viridiplantae, Streptophyta, Magnoliopsida, Nymphaeales, Nymphaeaceae. The record is from RefSeq and is a predicted model, not a curated record. Bases 131 to 1852 code for a protein of 573 amino acids.